Miniopterus natalensis is the source of this 2085-nucleotide messenger RNA. It is a transcript of the gene TMEM119, whose product is annotated as transmembrane protein 119. The record is from RefSeq and is a predicted model, not a curated record. Gene Ontology annotation, biological process: positive regulation of bone mineralization; positive regulation of osteoblast differentiation; ossification. Gene Ontology annotation, cellular component: plasma membrane. NCBI's taxonomy places the organism in Eukaryota, Metazoa, Chordata, Mammalia, Chiroptera, Miniopteridae.
CGGAGCAGCGGGCACUGCCACCGACUCUCUCUCGCUCCACCUGGCGGAGCCCCGGCCUGCGUGCGGAGGGACCGGUCCCAGGCAGCAUGGUUUCUGCCGUGGCCCCCAGCCUCAUCGUGGCUUUGCUGCUGCUCCUGAGGGCCCUGACCGCGGUGGCCCACUCCGUGCCCAUGCAGGUCGCCUUCCUGGAGGACAUGGGGGGCAGUGGGGAGGCUGAUGACUCCUCAGCCUCCUCCCCGAGCCUCCCGCCGCCCCGGACCCCGGCCCUCAGCCUCACGUCGGUGGGGCCCCAGCCCACGCCCCUGGCGGGCCCCCAGCCCCCCACCAACCUCCUGGACGGCCUCGUGGACUUCUUCCGCCAGCACGCGAUGCUCAUCGCCGUGGUGGGCUCCCUGGUCCUCCUGACCAUGUUCAUCGUCUGCGCCGCCCUCAUCACCCGCCAGAAGCACAAGGCCUCGGCCUACUACCCCUCGUCCUUCCCCAAGAAGAAGUACGUGGACCAGAGUGACCGGGCCGGGGGCCCCCACGCCUUCUGCGAGGUCCCCGACAGGGAUCCCGAGGGCCGGCCCGAGGAGGCCCUGGACUCCUCCCAGCAGCUCCAGGCUGACAUCCUCGCCGCCACCCAGAACCUCAAGUCCCCCACCAGGGCGGCCCCGUGCGCCGGGGACGGAGCCGGGGGGACGGAGGAAGAGGAGGCGGGUGGCCCUGAGGAGGACCGCGAAGCCCAGGGCUGUGGGGGCCCGGUGGAGAAGCCAGCGGUGCCGGAGGAAACAUGCUCGGUGGUGGCAGAGGGAGCCGUGGGGGCCCGUGAAGGCCCAGGGGAGCCAGAAGCGGCCCCUUCAUUAGCCCAUGAAGCUGGGGACCCAGCUGGCCACCCCGAAAGCCCCUGUGCUUGUGGCAGUGUCACCCCUAGUGUCUAACAGGCCCCCAGGGCUGUGGCCCUGACUGUCGGACCCCUAGUGGUCCCCUCCUUGGGCGUAGCAAGGCCCAUAAUGCUCCUGAUGUCCCCUCCUUGGCCACCCCCAGCUGCAAAUCCUAGCGUGUCCCGAUCCUACAGCGAACAGAGACACUGGUCCCCUGUCCACCCCGGGACCCCGGGAACCUCACCAAGUUCUAGGACAUUUGCCCCUGCAGCCCUGAAGGGCGACAUCCCAAAGCACAGCUCCUGGGGGGUGGGGCUGGGGAUGUGUCCCUCUUACAGCCAAGUCAAUUCGGAAACACGCUUCGCAGGUCCCUCGUGACAGUGCCAGCGUCUCUGCUUUUCAUCGAGGUAGAAAAGUAAAACUUUAACUAGGAGUUCUGGAAGACUUUAAAUGGGAGAUAUGGAUGCGCCUGGGGCUGGGGCAGAAGUGGGCCUGGUUAAUCUGGAAGCUUCUGUGAGGGGCCCCUGCUCGCCUCACGAUAGGUACGAAAAAUGAGCAUUUCGCAAACUGGGUUCCCUGAGGCACCCUGCGGAGAAAAGAUUUUAGAGUCCAAUGAAAGAGGAAACGCUGCCUCUCUACUCCCCGAACCCCCCCUUAGAGUACCCCAGGGCUCUGACAAGUCCUGCAGUCAAGGACCCGUGGAAUCUGGUUUCACUUAGCCUUUUCCAAGUUGCUUUUGACCGGGGAGUACUUUUUCAUUUUUUUUUAGCAGCUACAGUGUAAAAUGCUCAGAGCACACUCUGGAAAUUACUGCUUUCAAUGCUCCCGAAGGUGCCCCGCAGUGUCUGGUUGGUCUGGGGUGCAGGGCGUGAGGACUCAGCCUGCUGCUGCUGUGGGGAGGGGGCGAAUGGAUUAAAUCUUUUCUGUCAGGCUCCCAAGCAGCCUAGAAGUGGGGGGCUGUGUGUGCAGAGACCACGCUGGGGGGAGCCUGAGGGUGUGGGGGAGGGUUUCUGACGCUUAGCCUGGAGCAGGGGGGCCCUUGUCCCCAACCCUCUGCCCACACACAGCCUUCUCUAGUCCUCAACGAGGGAGCAGUCCUGAUUUGGGGAGGCCCUGGGGCAUCCUCUUCGCUGUCCCUCUGCCUGGGGCCCCCCAACCUCUGUGUGACUCUCCAGGUGCUGAGCUGUAACGAACCAGCACAAUAAACCUUUAUUCCCGCUGA